This is a messenger RNA of Monopterus albus (swamp eel), 8880 nucleotides long. RefSeq names its product BAI1 associated protein 3 (gene baiap3). Gene Ontology annotation, biological process: regulation of dense core granule exocytosis; positive regulation of neurotransmitter secretion. Gene Ontology annotation, cellular component: secretory vesicle; trans-Golgi network membrane; recycling endosome membrane. Gene Ontology annotation, molecular function: SNARE binding. The record is from RefSeq and is a predicted model, not a curated record. NCBI's taxonomy places the organism in Eukaryota, Metazoa, Chordata, Actinopteri, Synbranchiformes, Synbranchidae. Bases 275 to 3802 code for a protein of 1175 amino acids. The transcript is spliced from 34 exons.
GGUCAGUGAAGUAUAGAUACACUUCCUAUGGCCAUAUUUGGGUGAGCGUGAGCUCAGAAGCAUUUCGAAGGACGAAAAUGAGCUUUUGUCUCACAAGAAAUAUCACAAGAAAAAUAUCCAAACGUUGUUUUCACAUAAGCCGACUGCGUCACGUUUCCAGAAGACAACAGCGUCCUUUUGCACUGACCUGAGGUUUGAUUCACAGGAACUCUGACACACGCAGCUGCAAAAACAUUUCACACUGGAAAACUGUCAGCAGACACAGUGAACGACCAUGACGACGCUGCUGGACUUGAAGAGUAGUGUACUGAGGCAGGUGCAGAGGAGUCAGUCACUGAGGAGCCGGAGGGAGCCACCACCCACCACCAGCAGCCCUCUCACACACUGUCCCGAACCUCUGCCUCGCAGGAUUUCCGAGGAGAGCGCGGAGUUCUUUGAGCGUAUGAAUGCCAUCCUUCAGAAGCAGGAGAACAUGUUGCGGGCUGCCCAGGCUGAGUGCCAAAGGGGGGCCUGCACAAUUCCACCACCCCAAGAGUAUGUGGACCAGGCCUUUAUCCCCGACAGAAUCAGCAGGACAGAGCUGGAUCUGCUUUAUGAGGAAGCUGUGUACACGGUGGUCAACAGGGUCGGAGUGCCUUCACCAGAGCAAGUGAAAAGUGAUGAAGAGUUGUUUGCCUAUCUACUAAAGGUUUUUGAUAUGGGCGAGGAGGAACAUGACAUCAUUCUCCAAAAAGUUCAAGAAUCCAAGAGAGCAAGUUUUUCCUUGAGAGUUUCUGUUGUGAAAGCAAAGAAUCUAAUGGCCAAGGAUGCAAAUGGGUACAGCGACCCCUAUUGCAUGCUGGGAAUCCUUGUGGGCCAGAGCCCCCGGGAGAUGGAGGAGAAGAAGGAGAGAAAGUUUAGCUUCAGAAAGAGGAAGGAGAAGUUGGAGAAACGUUCCAGCACCAAGGAGGUGUUACCUGCACGAUGCAUCCAGGUGACCGAGGUCAAACCAGAGACUCUCAACCCAGUGUGGGACGAGCACUUUGUGUUUGAAAUAGAUGAUGUCCACGGUGACCUCCUACAUCUUGACAUAUGGGAUCAUGACGAUGAUGUGUCUGUUGCUGAGGCCUGCAAAAAGCUCAAUGAAGUCAGUGGACUUCGAGGAAUGGGCAGGUAUUUUAAGCAGAUAGCGAAGUCGGUGCGUGCCAAUGGAUCUGCAUCAUCAGGCUCGGAGGAGAACGCCGAUGACUUCCUGGGAUGUAUCAACAUCCCUCUGAAUGAGAUCCCAGUCGCCGGCUAUGACACCUGGUUUAAGCUGGAGCCACGAUCAAGUGCGUCCAAAGUUCAGGGAGAAUGUCACCUGAUACUGAAGCUCUUCACCAGCCAGAGAGACACAACUUUGUCUAAGAAGGACGCAAAUGUCUCCAUUCACAAAAAACUGCUGAGUCAGAUUGUGGACUAUGAGCACGCUAAUGUUAAGAGAGAGCCUUACAACUGGAACGGCCAGGUUAGUCCUCCAGCGUGGACUGUGCUGACUCACCAUGCUGUGCAAACGGAUCUCUCACCUCUGCAACAGGCCAUUAUCCGCUGGCAGUGCUACAGCAGCCACCAUCGGACCCAGAGGGUGUGCUACUCCCUGCUGCUGCGCCUCCUGAGGACCAUUGAUGCAGAGUGGGACCCUCCUGCUGUGAGGGGAGACCUGGAGAGGCAGCUGUCAGACAGCUUCAGACUGUACACAGAGCACUGCCUGUGCCUGAUGAAGAACAUGCGUCAGGUUUUCCCCUGCACCAGCGCUGCUGCCAUUACACGCUACGAGCUCAUGCUGAGGGGGAUUGGCUACAUGCAAAACAUGCGGGCAUUUAAGACUGUGUGUCCUCUUCGAAAUGAGCUGCAUUUGGACAUCACUACUGCUGUCAAGAAAGGAACAGCAGAGUGGUACGAGAGCUUAAUUGCACGAUUUAAACCAGAGGACGGGACUCUGGAAGAGCAGCUGAAGAAGUUGGUUCAGGUGGUGGAUGCUGUGUGUGCAGACGCACAGAGAGCCCAGAACAUCUACAACCAACUGUUUUACAGUGCGGUGAAAGUCGAUUUCUUCAGCAUAUCGUACAGGCAGCUGGAGAAACAGGUAGCUGACGAUAUAAAUGUAACGAUGGAGCGGGUGUGCGGCACUCUGGAGCAGGAGAGCUCCAAACUGACUCAGACAAUGGGAGAAACUAUCUUUGAGCUCUUCAUGUCCUUGAAAAUCCUCAAAGGCUUUCGGGAAUUUCUUCCUCUCAAGGAUGCGAAAAUGUUGGCCUUGACAGGCUUUCACAACUGGUUCAAGUCCUCAAUUCAUAAGUGGUUGCAGAUCCUUCAUGACAGAUCCUGUGACAGGAUUUGUAAAGCAGUGGAAACAGACAAGCUCGAGCGUGUGCAGAAGGCCAAGCACAGCUCCUCAGCAGUGGAAGUGACAUCAUGCUUCAGCCAGGUACGCGAGAUCUGGCUCCAGCUGGCCUGGCCAGACUCUGCGGGGGCCUUUAUCUUUGUCACACGCUUGACAGACAAUUUCUGCAGUGAGGCCGUGUGGUACUCAGAGAUGAUGACACACAAGAUUGAGAGGAACCAGCUGGGCCGAGAUCACAAGACCUUCACAGUACAGCUCUGCAUCGCCCUAAACAACAUGGAGCAUGUGCGCAUUUUCCUGGGUCAUCUGCCGCGCGACCUGGACUGGCAAGGUGUGGAGCGAGCCAUGGAAGAGUCCUGUGGGGUGGAGGGGAAGGAGCAGGUUUACAAGGCUCUGAACGGGCAGCUGUUCAACAUGGACCUGGACCUGCAGAGAGAAGCCAAACGUCUCAUCACACUGCUCACCGACAAGAUGCUGCCUGAAGUGCGUAGGUACAUCCAGCACAUCAGCCUGUCUCCAGACUCCAUCAACAAUGAUGACGCUGUGUCCCCUCUUAUGAAGUACUUGCAAGACACUAUGGUCAUCAUCACUGAAAACCUUGUAAAGGAGAACUUGGCUAGAGUUCUCCAAAGCAUGUGGGAGCUGCUCCUGAGGAUGAUCCUGGACACGGUCACAGAAAACAGAGGUGUUCAGGUGGAGUUUUACAACCGCUUCCAGUACACAGUGGAGACCUUGUUGCAGUUUUUCCAUGCUAAAGGAGAGGGUCUCUCCCUGGAGGAUAUGAAAAGUGGAGACCACAAGGUCCUGGAGGAGGAACUCAAGCUAAACAAAUGCUCCUCUUUUGAGCUGAUUGAACAGUACUAUCUGGAGAAGAUUUCCCACCAGAAAACACUCAAACAUACUCGCUUUGGUCGUAUCAGUGUGAAGUGCUACUACGAUGCUCCAGAGCAGAGACUGACAGUGGAGAUUCUGCAUGCUGCAGAUAUCAUUGCACUGGAUGCCAAUGGUCUGAGUGACCCAUUUGUCAUAGUGGAACUCUGUCCUCACCACCUUUUCCCUAUGGCCAAGAGUCAACGUACACAAGUGAAGCUUAAGACACUGCACCCAGUAUUUGAUGAACUCUUUUACUUCCACGUCAGUCCUGAACAGUACAGACACAGGUUUGCUUGUUUGACCUUCACUGUGAUGGACUAUGACUGGCUCUCCACUAACGACUUUGCCGGUGAAGCUGUGGCUCCUCUCAGCGACUUCUGCUGGCCAGGGAGACCAAACGCCUCAGCAGCCGGCAAGAGCGUCCAGCCGGCCAUUCUGCACCUGUCCCGCAGUAAACCCAGUGAGAAACCAAUCAUGAGGAUGCUGGACGCUCGUGUCGGAGACAAGGAGGCUCAGGAGUUUGUCCGCAGGCUAAAGGAGAUUGAGAAGUCAAUGGAGGAGGAGUAAAAGGUGUCAGCGCUGCUGUGUUGGUGUUUUCUGACCACGUCUUGCAACAUGUGCUUUUGUACUGGUACGAUGUUUACACUAUUCAGAUUUUUUUCCCCCCACUGUUAUCGUUUGUUCAGUAAUGAAACCAAAAUGAUAAGAAAAAAAGGAAAGCAGUGAGACUUUCUCACUGUUUGCUAACUGGGAGAUGAACUUCCUGUCACUGUGCAACUCUAUGCUGUCUCAGUUACUACUGUAUAUUUUAGAAUUAAUGGAUAGUUGAUGCUAAAUGUUACUAGUCUAUAUUUUUUGUAAUGAGGUAAUGUUAUCUUUGUUGUAUGAUCUUUGAUAUGAUAGAUUUAACAUUUCAGAGCUAUUUUGUGGAAGUAGCUUACAUAUCCUGUAGUAUUCAGUCAAAGUCAAAAUCUAUACCUCAGAUAUGCUCAUUAGUUGUAGGGGAGUUGAACAGGUGUUGAGACUUUUCACGUUCUUCACAGACAUUGUGGAGAUAAAAUGCAUGAAAGCCUAUUUAGGAUAUAAAAGCUUGAACUCAUGCUGAUUUCCCAGACCAUACAGUUGUUUACCAACAGACAGGUAUGAAUAAAUAUGCCUAUGUCAUGAAUGAAGUCAUGAAGACACAUAGCUUUGGGUAACUGCACUUUCUGAGAUGUGAUAUUUUAAGGCCAGCCAGACAGAGCAGCAGCAGGGAGGCCUAACGCUCCCCCAAGGCACACGCCGCAGCUCAGGUUCAUUGGACUUUUCAGAUUGCUCUUCACAAAGCUCACAAUGGGUCACCGAAGGGGCCGUAGACAGCAGAAAGACCAGUUCUUUUAACUCAGUUCCUUCUUACUGUGUGUCUCCAGUGUGUCAACAUCUCUGCAGAAAUGUAAGUGUAAAUUUUGCUGGCACACUAAUAUAAAAUUGUACAACCAGCACAUAGGCAGAAACGAAAUUCAUCUAUCAUAAGUAAAAGUGGAAACUGCAGAACAAUCCUGUGUCCCACUGAGAAAAUUUUGUACUCCUUUUAAUUAAGCCUGAAUUGAUGUAAUCGACUCAACAAUUAAUUAGCUACUAAUCCAUACGUUAGCAACUGUAAUGCUGUACGAAUUUAAUCUUUACACUGCUGCAGCUGCACCAACGAUAAUAAAGUUGUCUGGGUGUUGCAUAAUGCAAAGAAAGGAAUAAUCACUGGCAGCUAAACGUUGGUGUGUAAUGUGACUAAUCUGAAGCUGCUCUAAAAAAAUGUCCAGUUUAGUUUUAUUUAGUUUUUCUGAUAAUUAUUUGCUAUUUCAGUUUCAUUUCGAACAGAAGAAAUAUAGUCAAAUAACUUCAGUAUUCAGAACCAUUCAAUUUUUGAUUGGCAUCGGAAUACACCAGGAGAGCCUGAUGCCGAUAGUUUAAAGAGAGAUAAAUACACCCCUGACGUCCUCAGAGGUAACAUCAUGUGUGGCCUUAUAACCUCAUGGUAGAGGUUCAAAAGCAUUUAUUGGGAGCAACCAAGCUAGUUCCUUCUAAUGAGCUCACAAAAGGUUCAGAAAUGUCUGGACACAGCCAUCAAACACUGCAAAGAUUUUGUUAACCCCACUUUGAAUCACAUCACAGUCCAACAUUUGAUUUUGUGUCUCAGUGUGGAGUCUAAUCUCCUCAUUUAAAGAGAAAGGAAAAAGCAUAAUGAACCUGUGCAGUGGCAUAAUUUUACUCAGGGGGUAAGGUGAGAUCUGUCUGCAUGCAGCAGCUCUCAUUGACCUGACAACCUCAUAAUUCAACACUAAUUCUCACCAGUCCUCUAAAGCUGUGUCUGUGCAAGAAAACAUGAGUCUAACUAGAACCUGAUAUUCAACCAUUAUCAUCUUUGGAACAUGAAGUUGUUAUGCAGUGUAAUCAUUACUAAGCAACUCAAAAAAGCGCUAAUUCUAGCUUUGUAAUGGAGUAUCCUAGAUUUCGUAAAAAUAGUAGCAGUAAGCUAGCAGGAAGCUAGCAGGGUUAUAUUAAUCAUAGCAAGUCUAAAGGGCCUAUUUCCUGGAGAUAGUUAAAUCUGGAAUAAUUAAUUAUGAACAGGCUUUCAAAAACAUCUUAUUUUUACCUUUUGGAGAUCAGGUCUUGGACUAACGAGCUGAAAUUCUAUCACCUGUGUUGUUCCUCCAGUGAGAGUCCACGUAGCGCUCACUAACAAGGUUAAUCAAACACCUGUGUCGUCCUCGUUAGAGCUGGACUGCAGGUGCUCAUGAAAAGUGAAACUGGUCACACAAACUCCAUAAUGCAGAGGAGUCUACAGCUUGAAAACAGACAAGAAAAUGGAGGCACAAAGUAUAUUAAUGAAAAGUCAAAUUUCAUAUGUCUCCAGUGACUGAUAAUAGUGUGACCUUCCAAGCUAAAGGUUUCAUUUAAGCAUUAAACCCUUUAGUCUGUCCUGUUCAGUUAAUACAGGACACAGUUAAAUAUGGGAUUAUUCCAAACCACGUCUGUGAGAGAUACCAUUUGCAUCUUUACUAAAAAUGUAGCUUCAAGUUUACCAUUAAUAAACAAAGUACAAUGAGGCAGGUUAUAAACACUGGGUACUUAAUUUUGUCCUACUCAAAAACAGCCAACAAACAAACCACUUUGGUACUGUAUAAUGUUUUUGAGUUCCAAAUAGCCUGUUAAAAAGCAUUAACCAAAAAACAAAAAAACUUACAGUCAGGUCUUUUGGGAGAUUUUAAGGGAUGUUGCCAGAAGAGAAAUGGUGGUUUAAUUUUAGAAGGGCCCCCCCUAGAGACAAUAAGAUGGGAUCAUAAAGUUGUAACAGAUGUGUAGAAAAGAAACACUGAUAAGACACUGUAGCAAGUACGGAGAACCUAGCACCAAAACUCACACCGACAGCAUUUUGAUAUUGAUGUAUCUUUACAGUAGCUGCUUGUGUAGUGCUUUGUCGUUAUCCUGUGGAGUUCGUGAGGAUGAAGCACGCAAAAACCCUAUCUAUGCCUGGAGAGUGUGCUGCAUUACAGGACUGUUCGGGUGUUCAAGAAGCCUGCCUUAUGUAACAGAAGUGAGGAAUCCUUUAAGUCCAUCAGAACAGCACUUGCCUUUGUUUUCUUCUGGUAUUGUUGGUUGUUAGUGAAAAAUCACCUGCCAUCUCCUUUGGUUAACAAUGCACUCUACGGUAAAUUAUUAUAAACCAUUAAAGGCAGAAGGACAGUAUGACACAGUACAUACGGUAUGUAACAAAAUGAGUACAACCUCAAUCAAUAUCACUAAAAUGUUAAUCACAAAUCCUGCCCUUUUAUUAUAGUUCUACUUGUGUUUAGCCAAAUAAUUUGAGAAAAAGAAAUGUAUUAUUAUUAAGGAAGGUUCAUAUUUAAGAAUCAACUGCAGUGAUCAUUAGUAUAUACUUCACUAGUGAGAUUACAAUCAUUGUUUUAUUUGUUUAUUUAUUUAUUGUGUGCCUGCCUUUAUUAUUGAUGACAGAUUUAAUUCUUCUGGGCAUGGAUGAUACCAGUCUUGUACAAAUCUGUAGAGAGAUGUUCGGCCAUCCUUCACAGAUGAUUCUUUUUAGCUUCUCUUUGCUGGAGGGGUUUUGUUUCUCUAUCUUGGUUUUUCUUUUUCUUUUGUGGUCUUUGCAAUGCAGUCUGCCCAAAGAAUGUGCUGCCAUUGUUCUUUAGGCUUCCCUUGGGCAAACUUUAAUCUUACAGUUUUGUGCAGUUUGGGGAUUAAUGGUUUCCUUCUUGGAUGAUGUCCAUAGAGUGUGACGUCAUGCAACGUCCUUCAAGCUGUCUGAUCAGUCAGUGAAAUACCAGCCAGCACAAAUAAUCCUUCCACUGACUCUGAAACACUUAGCUGCCUUUUUUCAAUGCAAGGCUGGGUAAAUAGUAAAUUGUGCAUUGUGUGAAUCUUCAAGGGCAACCACUGCGCCUGUACAUUGGCUCUUGCUAUACUUCCUGCCCACUGUGGCAGCUGUGGUGCAGCUUAUGUUCAGUAGCUUACUGAUGCUCUUGUAGCCACUCCCAUCUUCUCACAGUCUGGUUUCUUACCUGUUCAGGCGGUUCCUGGCCAUGUGGAGCUGUGCGGCAUUUGACACAGCCCAGGCCAAAAUUGAGAAAAUAGUGCUGGUGUUAAAUGUAUUUGUAACCUCAUUCAAGAAAUUAGCCUUAAUUGGAAACCACAGGUGUCCUCACUAUUGUCGCACUGAGGUUGUACAUUGGGGCCCGUCUUUUCAUAUGGGCAUUUUCCCAUAUGUGGUUGAUAGAACCUUUUUUUUUUUUUUUACCCUACAACUAAAAAAUAUUGUAACACAGUUAUUGUAAGAUGAUACAUUUUAGAAUGUUUGAAAGGUUUUAGUGAUAUUGCACAAGGGUGUACUCAGUGUUUUAUAGAGAAUGUGAAGGUACAUCACACCCUGAUGAAUGUUGGGAUGGGGCUUUAUUUACUUGCAUAGGUUUUUUGUUUUGUUUUGCUUUGUCUUGUUUUGUUUUGGGGUUUUUUUUACUAAAAAGUUGCAUAAAUCCUUUAGCUCUCACUUUACUGGCUGUGCUAACUCUGAAUGGAUAACCUUAGCUAGCUGUAGCUAACUCAUAGCAUACCUAGAGAUCCCACUGAUGAGAGUGACAAUGACUGCACCCUGAUCUCAGCUCUCGGUUUGGGAGCUAAUGCUAGCUAGCAGUUGUCGGCAAUUAACACUGCAAAUAAAUUGGUUUAUGUCCUGUCUGUGCUCAAACUGAACACUAAAGUGGGUGUUUGGAUGUAGUUGAAUGUAUGUAGUUCUGUGAGAUAGUAUUUUUUUUUAUUAACUUGUCAAUGAAUGUAUUGAUUAUAUCUGUGACUGAUAAUGAACGAGAUGCUCCAAACAAGUUCAACAUGGCGUGACUUCAACUUCACAUUCUUUAUAGGCUAAUUUUAUAAUUGUCAGCGCUGACAUAGACAUUAUUUGAGGUAUUACUAUAGAAGCAUAGUUAACUAAGUAUUUGGUUUGUUGUCUGAUUUAAAGGCAACAGCUGGUGAACGUAUCUUCAGGCAAAACACCUUCAACUUGUUAUUGUAAAAGUGACUUUUGUCCUUGAAUUGUAAAUGCCUGUGUUGCUGUUUAUUGAUUAUACCUUUGAGAGAUGUCUAUGACCUUGAAUAAA